Tachyglossus aculeatus (Australian echidna) is the source of this 2001-nucleotide messenger RNA. RefSeq names its product kyphoscoliosis peptidase (gene KY). The transcript is spliced from 12 exons. The record is from RefSeq and is a predicted model, not a curated record. Lineage: Eukaryota; Metazoa; Chordata; Mammalia; Monotremata; Tachyglossidae. The coding region runs from base 25 to 2001 and encodes 658 amino acids.
GGCACUGAAUGCCUAACGGGCACCAUGGAGUUGAAAAAGGGUAGCAGUGCCAUAACAAUAGACAUGCUUCUGAUAGUUCACCCCGAGAAGAGAAGGACAGUGCAGACAGACAGACAGACGGAGCUCACCUCUUCACCACGCCGAGGAGGAGGAGGAGAAGGAAGAGGGGGCGGAAACCAGAGGCGGCAGAAAUUGGAUGGAAAUGACCUUCCUGGAAGUCUGGCUCAGACUCAAUCCCGUCAUCAGACGCAAGUCAUCACUUCUUAUGACAACCAAGGAACGCACCUGACAGUGGAGAUCCAUCCGAGGGACACCACCCCGCAGCUGUUGAAGAAGUUCUCCUUCGAAAAACGCUUACAAGGGGAUAGAAAUGGAAACACAAGACCCCAACAGCCUGGAAGAAAAGAUGCACACGCCUACCCCUGGGACAGAUCCAGUCUGAAAUCCGUGCCAUUGGACCUGCGGCAGUUUGGGGAAUUGGAUGCCUACUCCUCCAAGGUGAAGGUCAAGACCAACUUGGAAGAACUGGUGGGAGAUUUGCUUCAAGAAGCCCAUUCGGACCUGGAGAAAGUCAGAGCCUUUUGGAUAUGGAUCUGUCAUCACAUCGAGUACGACAUCACGGGGGCCCAGGAGAAAGAUCGGCAGUCCUACGAACUCGCCGACAUCCUGCAAAACAAGAAGAGCAACUGUGACGGCUACGCUGAGCUCUUUGAGAAAAUGUGCAGGAUUGGCGGAGUGCAGUGCAUGACGGUGGCCGGCUACUCCAAAGGUUAUGGUUACCGUCCGGGACAGAGCUUCUCGGGGGAAUACGACCACGCUUGGAAUGCCGUUUACCUCCAAGGAAAAUGGCACCUUCUGGACAGCACCUGGGGAAGCGGCCUGGUGGAUCCUGUCACCACUAAGUUCACCUUCAUAUACAACGAAUUUUACUUCCUCACCCACCCCGCCCUGUUCAUCGAGGACCACUUCCCAGAGAACAAGAACUGGCAGCUACUGAAGCCGGCCCUGUCCCUCAGACAGUUCGAGAGCAACAUGUACCACAAGAGUGAGUUUUACGUCAAGGGGAUGCUCACCGCCCAGCCGGAGACCCCCAUCAUAAAAACAGUGAACGGGAAAGCCACGGUGUGCGUAGAGAGCUGCUCGCCGACCCCCUUCAUGUUCAUGCUCAACGGCAAACAGGAACACGGCCUCAUGACGCUGAAGAAGAACGGGAUGAAGCUGGAGGUCUACCCGCGGGCCGUCGGGAGCCACAAACUGCAGAUCUUCGCCAAAGGCACCACGGAUGACUACAGCUCCGUGCUGGAAUACACGGUGGAGUGCCAGGCCGUGGACGGCGGCGCCCCGCUCCCCCGGGACCUCCACCAGCCCGUGGGGCCCAGCUGGUCUUCCGAGCGGGCGGGCAUCCUGAAGCCCUCCCACCCAGACCCGGUCAUCCACACCAACGACGGGCGCUGCUCUGUCAGCUUCGCCGUGGAGGAGGGAGUCAGCGUCUUGGCCUCCCUGCAUGGCGACCACGAGCGCCUGAGCGAGGAGGAGCGGAGACGCCACAUCUUCCAGCUCCACCGGGAGAAGCGGACCGAGUUCCGGGUCCAGCUCCCCUACGCGGGGAAGUUCGCCCUGAAGAUCUUCGCCAAGAAGAGGGCAGACCCGGGGAACUACGUCUUCAUCUUCAACUACCUCCUCUGCUGCGCCAACGCUGAGGUCGAGUGGCCCGUUUUCCCCGAGAGCUUCGGCAACUGGGGGCAGGACAAUGAACUGCUGGAGCCGCUCUCGGGGGUGCUCCCGGCCAACCGCAAUGUCCCCUUCAAGCUGAAGUUGCAUGGUGUGGCCGAGGCCCUGGUGCAGGGCCAGAAUGCCUGGCCCCUCGCCCUGAGCCGCGAUGGCUACUGGGAGGGCACCUGCAACACCGCAGGCUGCCGGGAGGUCUACGUCAUGGUCCUGGAGAAUGCCAACCACCAGUUUUACUCCUACAUCUUGAAAUACAAAGUCAAGCCUCAAUGA